Molecule: messenger RNA, 948 nt
Organism: Elgaria multicarinata webbii
Lineage: Eukaryota; Metazoa; Chordata; Lepidosauria; Squamata; Anguidae
Product: olfactory receptor 5M11-like
Exons: 1
Coding region: 1-948 (315 amino acids)
Biological process (GO): G protein-coupled receptor signaling pathway; sensory perception of smell
Cellular component (GO): membrane
Molecular function (GO): olfactory receptor activity; G protein-coupled receptor activity; odorant binding
Source: RefSeq, a predicted model, not a curated record
AUGGCAGAAGAGAAUCACACAUCUGUAUCUGUGUUUGUUCUCUUGGGAUUUGCAGAUCAACCAGAGCUGCAGCGUCCGCUCUUUGUUUUGUUCCUGCCAGUCUAUAUCAUUACCGUGGUGGGAAAUCUGGGAAUGAUCAUUUUAAUCACGAUGGACUCCCAACUCCACACCCCCAUGUACUUCUUCCUCAGCAACCUGGCCCUUGCAGACCUUUGCUAUUCCUCCAGUGUCACGCCAAGGAUGUUGGCAAAUUUAGCAGCAGGCUAUAAAGACAUUUCUUUCACUGAAUGCUUGAUACAGUGUUAUCUCUUCAUUGCUCUGACUCUCACAGAGUCCUUCAUCCUGACAGCCAUGGCAUAUGAUCGAUAUGUGGCUAUCUGUAAUCCACUUACUUAUACCACAAAAAUGUCACGGAAGGUCUGUAUCUGUCUGGUGGCAGUUCCCUCUGCAUACGGUUUCCUAGAUGCCACGAUCCAGACCAUAUUCACCUUCCGUUUGACCUUUUGUAGCUCCAAUGUCAUCAAUCACUUUUACUGCGCUGACCCACCUCUCCUAAAGCUUUCCUGCUCUGACACCCAUGUCAAAUUCACCCUUAUGUCAAUCUCUGCCAGUUUCAACCUCAUUAGCUCCCUAGUUGUUAUUCUCAUCUCUUACAUUUUCAUUCUCAGUGCCAUCCUGAAGAUCCCUUCCGCUGCUGGGAGGCACAAAACCUUCUCUACAUGUGGUUUCCACCUGACAGCUGUCACUCUCUUCUAUGGGACACUUUUUGCCAUGUACGUCAGAUAUCCCUCUAGCCUGUCACUCGAACAGAGCAAAAUAGUUUCUGUGUUCUAUGUGGUGGUGAUCCCCAUGCUGAAUCCAUUGAUCUAUAGCCUAAGGAACAAGGAGGUAAAGGGUGCCCUGAAGAGACUGUUGGGAACGAAAGUGCGGAGUCAAAUAGGUUUCUAA